Marmota monax (woodchuck) is the source of this 3296-nucleotide messenger RNA. It is a transcript of the gene Blzf1, whose product is annotated as basic leucine zipper nuclear factor 1. The transcript is spliced from 7 exons. Gene Ontology annotation, cellular component: Golgi membrane. The coding region runs from base 367 to 1572 and encodes 401 amino acids. NCBI's taxonomy places the organism in Eukaryota, Metazoa, Chordata, Mammalia, Rodentia, Sciuridae. Gene Ontology annotation, biological process: Golgi organization; Golgi to plasma membrane protein transport. The record is from RefSeq and is a predicted model, not a curated record.
UUGCUAUGUUUUACUUUUAAAUAUGCUCCUGUGCACUUCUCGCUUACAGAGGUGUUACACUGUAUUUUCAAUGUCUCUCGAGUUUAAGCGCACCACAGAGUAUUGUCUUUCUCUUCUGGAAAAGCCUUCCGGAAACGAAACCCUGAGUAACCGGAAGUGGCGGGCGGGGCGCCCCGGAGUCCGGAAGGCCCGGGGCGCGUCAGGUGGGAGGGGAGCCGGUAGAGCGAGCCGGUGACGCGGAGCCCACGGCCUGCGACGUGGGGCCGCCCGGAAUCGGGAAAGAAGGGUCUCGGCGCAGGUUCCUGAGCCGGCUUAGGUUUUUUUCCAGUGGAAGUCUUGAAAUACAUUUUCAUUAAAGAAAAAAAAAUGGCUACUCUUAAAAGUUUAGAAACCAAAGUCACCCUUACUUCAACCCCAAUCCGAGGAGCAGGAGAUGGAAUGGAAACAGAAGAGCCACCUACAUCUAUUGAAACCACCUCUGGAGUCCAGUCCAUAAAGCAUCACAUCCUUCAGAAUCCACGGAAGAAAGCAGCUCCUUCAGAGAACCCAGGAGUUCUUCAGCUGGGAAAGAUUCUCUCUGAAAAGGCAGUGGAGGUAGAAGCUAUAAGAAUACGUGUUCCCAAAACUGCUAUAACUCAUGAUAUCCCCAACAAAAAUGGAAAGGUUAAAUCUCUAGGAUAUCAUAGAGGAGAAUUUCAUGGUCAGCCUGAAGGAGUUAUAGAACCUAGAAAGGAACUCUCUGAGGUGAAGACUGUAUUGGAAGAGCUCAAGAACUCUGAAAGAAGGUUACUACAAGACAAAGAAGGUCUUUCAAACCAGCUCCGAGUACAGACAGAGGUAAAUCGUGAGUUAAAAAAGUUGUUGGUGGCUUCUGUGGGGGAUGAUCUUCAGUAUCACUUUGAACGUCUAGCCCGUGAAAAGAAUCAGCUUAUUUUAGAAAAUGAAGCCCUAGGUCGAAACACAGCUCAACUCUCCGAACAGUUAGAACGUAUGUCCAUACAGUGUGAUGUGUGGCGUAGUAAAUUCCUCGCAAGCAGGGUAAUGGCAGAUGAGUUAACCAGCUCCAGAGCAGUUUUACAGCGUCACAAUCGUGAUGCACAAAGUGCUAUACAAGAUCUCCUGAGUGAACGGGAGCAGUUUCGUCAAGAAAUGAUAGCUACCAAGAAAUUUUUGGAGGAGCUCUUGGUCUCCUUACAGUGGGGAAGAGAGCAGACUUACUCCCCCAGUGCACAACCUCAGAGCACAGCAGAACUUGCAUUAACAAAUCACAACUUAGCAAAAGCAUUAAAUUCUCAUCUUCUGGGGAAUGUUGGCAUUGGCAGUCAGAAAAAGAUACCAUCAACAGUUGAAUUCUGCAGCUCCCCAGCUGAAAAAAUGGCUGAAAAGGUUCUACGCAUUUUGGAUCCAGUCACCUGUACAGAAAGCUCACCUGAUAAUCUAUUUUCUCAGUCUUCACCAACCACAUUACUUGCUACAAAGAAAAAUAUUGGACGAUUUCAUCCCUAUACUAGAUACGAAAAUGUAACUUUCAAUUGCUGCAAUCACUGCCAGGGAGAACUUAUUGUCCUUUAAUAUUCCAUAUGUUGGAGGCAUGUCCAAGAGUCAUUUUUAUUUGGGAGUUGGGUUCUUAUAAUACAAGGUAAUGUCACUUCCUCUUUACAUAUCAUAUAUCUACAAAGAUAUUUUAUGUUCUGGACUUCAGAUUAUCCUUUCUUAAUAAAUAUCUCAGGGUACAAAAGCAAACCGUGUAGGUAUGUUUAGAGUACAGGAUAAUAUCCAGGCAAACACAAUGUUUAUGCUAAAAGACUCAAAAAGAUUUUCUACCUGUCUUUGAGGCCCCAAAUUAUUAUUCUUAUAUUAUUCAUCAUUAUAUAAGAAAAUGUUUCAUUUGGGUGCACUACUGCAGACAAACUAAAUCCAUGAGUCAAAUGUCACCAUACCCAUUCAUCUGCUAUUGCCUAAGCUGGUUUUGAACAACAGCAGAGUAGAUGCGGCAGGACUUGUAGACCCUUGAAGGAUUGUUCUUUACAGAAAAAAAUUUCUAACCCUUACAUAAAAAUAAUACCUGGGAGACAGGGUGAAGAGGUUACAAUCAUUUUUGCCGCAGUCUGGCUGGGCACAAUUCAGGAGCCACUUGUCAAAAGAAACGAACUUUAUUUUUAGAACACACACCACACCACACAGCUCCUCAGGAAAAACUCUCAGAGGCCAACUGCCACCACCAGCUUCCCACAAGCCUCUCAACCUCCCCCACUCCUCCUGCUCUUGAGGCUGAUUGGCUGGGUCAUGUGGGUAGAGCCAAAAAAAGUCCCCCAAUGAGCAGCUCCGUGGUCUGAAAGGGCGGGGAAACAGCCCAAUGAGCAUCACCGCGGAGGAGCCAAUCAGUUGGCAGCUAGAAGUUUGCUGGGGCCGCUGUGAGCCAAUCAUCAGCUGGCAGCUGGAAGUUUGCUGGGGCCCCGUCGGCUGUGGCUCUCAACAUCUCCCCCUCUCUGUUUAAACAACAAGCAUGUGGCUUAGGGACCGUGCCUGCCUUAGGUUGUCCAAUACUACAUAUGGUCCUUACCCGUCAUCAGAUGAGCUGACCUCAAGGCAUCAGCCUCCUGUCUUAGGUGGUACCAUUGCAAUUGGAUCUUACCCGUCAUUGACUACCCGUCCAGCAUACAGCCACACCUGUGGAUAGGUCUUUGUACCAGUAGGGGGGUGAGGUUCUUUGCCUCACCUCUGUUGGCCCCCAAAUUUUAGCUGAACGACCAUGACAAGCAGAAGGGAGGAAGAUACACCAAGCCAAUUGACGGCUCCUUUUGGAAAAAUUGUACCACCGAUGACACCAUCAGCAAAAAUACCCCAACACUACCACAAGUCGCUGCACCAACAGAUAGUUCACAAUGCAUACAAGUGAUACAUAGUCCAGGGAAGUUCUGCAAGCAGUUCAGUGAUGGCUCCUUUUGGAAAAAUUGUACCACCGAUGACACCAUCAGCAAAAAUACCCCAACAUUACCACAAGUCGUUGCACCAACAGAUAGUUCACAAUGCAUACAAGUGAGUUCACAAUGCAUACAAGUGAUACAUAGUCCAGGCAAGUUCUGCAAGCAGUUCAGUGAUGGCUAUUGCAGAAGCUGUAGAUUGGUUUUAUCUUUGUCUUCACCGGCACUGGGAUGAAGAUAGGAAUUCUGGCAAUAAUGUCUAAGGAAAAAAUUAUGUAACAUUCCAGAAGGCACUAAAAACAAUUUUCUUAACAAUUUACAUUAUCUUGAACAGAAUUAUUAAAUAUAAUGAAAAGGAAACGUGAAAGUAAA